Molecule: messenger RNA, 6147 nt
Organism: Gopherus flavomarginatus (Mexican gopher tortoise)
Lineage: Eukaryota; Metazoa; Chordata; Testudines; Testudinidae
Gene: ADAM12
Product: ADAM metallopeptidase domain 12
Exons: 23
Coding region: 98-2881 (927 amino acids)
Biological process (GO): proteolysis
Molecular function (GO): metalloendopeptidase activity
Source: RefSeq, a predicted model, not a curated record
UCCUGCGUCCCAGCUCGCUCCUCUCUGUAACUGUAUAUUAUGGUGCUAUUCUCCAGCCCUAGCUGAUGAAAGUUUGUCUCUUUCAGUCUGGGCUAAGAUGUCAAAGCGUCUCCAUGCAGAGCAGCGGCGUUUCCCACCUCCUCACCCCCCAGCCCAGAGAUUCAUGCUGCUGCUGAGCCUAAGCUGGCUCUUUAUAGCAUCGUCCAGGGCUCAAGGAGAGAAUGCGGACAGUAAAUUGGAAUCCUCGAGGCAACAGAUGUCAAAGAACCAGUCAGAACAUUAUGAGAUAAUAAUUCCCUACAUUUUGAAUGGAGAACAAUGGAAACCAAUAAAUAGCAUUGAUUCAAAGAGUCACCCAGCACUGAUGAAGUUUCUAAUACAAACUGAAAGUAAGCGACUAGUCAUCAGUCUGGAGAGAAAUGAAGGCCUCUUAGCUGAUAGCUUCACAGAAACACACUAUAUGAAAGAUGGCACUGAUGUCAUUCUCACACGCAAUUACACGGGUCACUGCUAUUACCAUGGUACUGUGCAAGGAUAUCCUGAUUCUGAAGUCAUUCUCAGUACCUGCUUUGGACUCAGGGGACUUAUUUUAUUUGAAAAUAAAACCUACAUUCUGGAGCCAUUGGAAAAUGCUACAAGUGAACACAAGAUCUACCAAGCCGAGAACCUGAAAAUAGCCUCUGGAUCUUGUGGCAACCAGUUCAACGUCUCUGGCAUCACUAUUGAUGACACACCACUGUCUUCUCAAGCAUUCACUAUGAGGCACAAGAGGGAGACUCUGAAGAUAACAAAAUAUGUGGAGCUUGUUAUUGUUGCAGAUAAUCGAGAGUUUCAGAGACAGGGGAAGGACGUGGAAAAAGUUAAGCAGAGGCUGAUAGAAAUUGCAAACUAUGUCGAUAAGUUCUACAGGCCAUUAAAUAUUCGAGUAGCCCUGGUUGGAGUGGAGGUGUGGAAUGACAUGGAUAAGUGCUCUAUAACACAGGACCCCUUCACCAGCCUCCAUGAGUUUCUGGAUUGGAGAAAGCUGAAACUACUACCUCGUAAACCCCAUGACAAUGCACAACUAGUGAGUGGGAUAUACUUCCAAGGGACUACCAUUGGCAUGGCACCUAUAAUGAGCAUGUGCACUGCAGAGCAGUCUGGAGGAGUUGUUAUGGAUCAUUCAGACAGCCCUCUUGGUGCAGCAGUAACCCUGGCUCAUGAGCUGGGCCACAACUUUGGGAUGAAUCAUGAUACCCUGGAGAGGGGCUGUACCUGCAAAGCAUCUACUGAUAAAGGUGGCUGUAUCAUGAACCCCUCUACUGGCUAUCCAUUUCCCAUGGUGUUCAGCAGCUGCAGUAAAAAGGACCUGGAAAACAGCCUGGAAAAAGGAAUGGGGAUGUGUCUCUUUAACCUGCCUGAAGUUAAGGAAUCAUUUGGUGGACAGAAGUGUGGGAAUGGCUAUGUGGAAGAUGGAGAGGAGUGUGACUGUGGGGAACCUGACGAAUGUACAAAUCGUUGCUGUAAUGCUACUACCUGCACUUUGAAAGCAGAAGCAGUGUGCGCCCAUGGACUUUGCUGUAAAGACUGCAAGCUGAAGCCAGCGGGAAUUUCUUGCAGAGACUCAAGUAAUUCCUGUGAUCUUCCGGAGUUCUGCACUGGAGCUAAUCCUCACUGCCCAGCUAAUGUAUAUUUACACGAUGGACAUCCAUGCUACAGAGUAGAUGGGUAUUGUUAUAAUGGCAUAUGUCAGACUCAUGAACAACAAUGUGUCACACUCUGGGGACAAGGUGCUAAACCCGCCCCUGGGAUCUGCUUUGAGAGAGUCAAUUCUGCAGGUGAUCCUUAUGGCAACUGUGGCAAAGACGCCAAAAGUUCCUUUGCUAAAUGUGAACCCAGAGAUGCUAAAUGUGGAAAAAUUCAGUGUCAAGGGGGAGCAAAUCGACCUGUAAUUGGUACCAAUGCUGUUUCCAUAGAAACAAAUAUCCCGCUGCAGGAAGGAGGCAAGAUUCUGUGUCGUGGUACCCAUGUGUACUUGGGAGAUGAUAUGCCUGAUCCUGGUCUCGUUUUGGCAGGCACAAAAUGUGAAGAUGAAAAAAUCUGUCUUAACCGCCGGUGCCAAAAUACAAGUAUAUUUGGUGUUCAUGAAUGUGCAACAAAAUGCCAUGGACGCGGAGUCUGUAACAAUAAAAAAAAUUGUCACUGUGAAGCUAACUGGGCCCCUCCCCAUUGUGAUAAGCCAGGGUUUGGCGGCAGCAUGGACAGUGGACCAACCAGACAAGCAGAUAGUAGAAGUUUAACCAUAGGAAUACUCGUAACCAUUCUGUGUCUUAUUGUUGCUGGUUUAAUCAUCUAUCUCAAAAGGAAGACUUUGAUUAGACUGCUAUUUACAAAUAAAAAGACAACAAUAGAGAAACUAAGGUCUGUGAGUCCAGCAAGGCCUUCCAGUUCAUUUGAGCCUAAUCAUGUUCAUACCACAACUCUCAGUAAAAAUCUAGUCAUAAAGCCACAAAAUUUAAACAUACAUCAGAGAGAUGGUCCGAGAAGACUGCUACCAUAUCAGACUAUUGACAACACUAACCCUGUAAAGACAUCUGAUUUACAGCGGUCAAAAACACCACAGCGAGUCCUACCACCCCUUCAUCAGCUACCCUGUCAUCAAGCUGUACCUGCACGGCCACUGCCAGCUAACCCAUCUCUUAGGCUUGCUCAGGAAACUCUGAAACCAAACCCUCCUCAAAAGCCUUUACCAGCAAAUCCUCUGAACAAAACUGCUCGGUUUAACAAUGCCUCCAGCCCAAUACUUGGACAUCAGAAACUUGUGCCUUACAUUACUCCUGUAAGAUCUGCACUUGAACAUCCACAAGUACCCAGAUCCAGCAACACUGCCUAUGUGAAAUGACAAGAAAAUCUGACACCAUUCCGAAAAAAGUGAAGACAGAAGUUUGCACUAUCUUUAAACUCCAACUAGAGUGGGUUUAAAAAAAAAUAACAAUACUUAGAAUUUUUAAAGUUUAAAACACCAUUAUUUUUAAGAACUCUGAGCUACUUCUUUUGGUGCUGUGCUGUGCUAUGGUGCUCACGUACUUGCUCAGGUACUUGUAAAUUAUUAAUUUAUGAUGAAUAUUUAUUACAGUGCAGUGCACUGUAGUAGAUAUUUUUUUACCAUAGCUGAGUUUUCCUAGGAAGGAAGCCUUUUUUAUAAUAUUUUAGUGAACUUGAAACAUUCUGCUUUGUAUCUUAUGUAGAGUGUUUAGUUUUGAUCUGUUCUUUAUAGAGUACUGAUACUCAUGGAUAAAUCAGUGGAUAAACAACUCUAGUGAUCUCAGUGGUUUAUAACAAACCUGUGAAUGAUUACAUCAGCGUGAGCCAUGUUUUCUGGAAUACAGUGAAAUGCCCAAUAUCUGCACACAAAUGUAUACCAUAUCUGUUUAACCAAAAUAACUGUUACUAAUUGUACUGUAAUUUCAAGAUGCCUGGUAUCACUGUUUGAAAUUGUCAGGAAAUCUGUGCUUAACCAAAAUAACUGUUACUAGUUGUACUGUAAUUUCAAGGUGCCUGGUAUCACUGUUUGAAAUUGUCAGGAAAUCUGUGCUUAAAGAGAGCAUAUUGGUUUUGGACAAAUACUGUAUAUCAUAAAAUUGUAUUUUUAGCUCACGGUUUUAUCAAACACAACACAAUCGUUCCGUAUCAAUGCAGAUUCAGGCCUUCCAAUGUAAUCACAUUUUUUGAUGCUUUGGUAAUUAGAUAAAUUCAAUAUCAUAUAAGAUCUUACUAUGCAAUAUAGCUAUACAGUCAAAUACUUUGAAAACAUUAAGAUGCUAUAUUUACAAAUAAUUGUUUUAAAAAUAGAUUAUAUGCAUUUCUGCUGCCUCACUUCUGCUUAUCAACUGUAUUUUACAUAUUUACUGCUGUUUUGUAUCUAGCUUCUAAAAUGUUAUUCUGUCUCUUAUGGAUUUUUCCCAAAAGACUCAUACUCCUGUGAAUGAAGCGUUAAAAAGAUGUACUUUAGUAUAAAGAUAUGUGAGGUAUCAGAAAUCAGAGAGGAUCUUCGUAUCUCUUGAGCUGUUAUUACAGGAUCAGAUCCCGAGUUAACACCCAUGCUGACAAAACAGUUACAAGGAUCAUAGAUGGGUUAAAACUAAUCUGAACCAUAACCGUUAAACCUUGGUACUUUAAGAUUGACUUUCAUAUGAUCUUGCUUUUGCUUAUAUGACCUACAGUGAGAUGAUGCAUCAUCACUAAUCAGACAACUCUUGCUAUCCCAGGAUUCAUUUUAAGUCUGCAUGAGAAAUCUCUGAAAAAUACCUUUAACCAACUUGUAAACUAAAAAUUUACAACUACUUAAAACAGCUGACUAAACAGGGGGAUAUAUGUCAACGGUUAUUAAACACUUAAACUUCUUAAAGCAAAACAGCUCAAGCACAUGUAAUGAUUUUGAGAUUAAUUUUAUAGUUAAAGGCUAUGAUACAAGUAUGUGACAAAGUAUGACCUACUUGAGACUUGGUGAUUCAUGUCCUGAUUGGGAAAUGCCAGAGAGAUCUGGACCCUUUGAAAGCAUUCCCUCAUUCUAGAGAGGUAAAAAAACUUAAUGCUUUGUUGUUUCUGUUACUGGUAAACAACAUUCUCAUAGAACCUGGGGAAGAGCAUGUACAUGGGCUCCCCACAGAACAAUGCAUAAAGGUGCAUUAUGUUAGUGCAUGGGACUGGAAGUACAAAUGACCAUCAACAAACCAGUGAAAAUUACUAAAUAUGCAAAGUACAAAAACUGUAUAAAACAGAGACAGACAUGGGGUUUUAGUAAUCAUAGGUGUUGUUUUUAUAUAGAUACAAGUUUUCAUAUACAAGUCUGAUUUUUCCACCUACAUGUCUUCUUUUAAAUGCCUAGUUACAUGGCUGCUGUACAUGGCUUUUUUCCUGGCAGGUACUUUUUUUUAGCAUCAGUUCUGUUUGAUUCUGAUUAUUUGAAAAUGCAACGUUAUUCCACUAUUUGCUAAUGCUCAAUAAAUUUUACUAGUUAUAGUUUGUUUUUAGACAUUUACAAUAAAGUUGAAGGAUGAUUCAUUCGUUAAUUAUCUUUUAGUACACUAGGAAAUUUACUUUUGUAAACUCAUUAGUGCCAAAACUCAUUCUACAUACAGAUUAUCCCUUCUGAACAGCAACUAAAUAAAUCUAUCCACAAGAGAUUAUGCCCCUAUGGAUCAUCAUCACAUUUCGCAAAAUAUAGUUAAAUAUGAAUUUAGCUAACAGAAAAAGAAAUAAAAUACUAAUCUACUACACAUUUAAGAGAGCGUGGGGUCUAAUGGUUUAAAUAUGGGAGUAGGAAUUGGGAGAUCCUGAAUUUUCAUCCUUCUCUUGAUACAGAUUUCUCUUUUUGAUCUUGCACAGUUACUUAACCUCUCUGCAUCAGUUUUCCCAACCUGUGAAAUGGAUAUAGUAACACUUAAUUACCCAAUUCAUAGGAUGGUUUUGAAGCUUACUUAGUUAUUAGUUACAAAGCACUUUAAAAACUAUUGAAGUGCUACACGUUAUCUUAAAUCAUCUCAUAAACUUUCGUCUCGCUGUCAAAUUCCUGCUUUCGCGUACUCUCUUCUGCUUGGUGUUUGCUUCUCCAACAUACCAAUAUGCCUUUUCAAUAUACAUUCACAUCUACUUCAAACCAACACAAGACUUUUGUAUGUAUUAAUUUAUGUUUUUAAACAAAGCAUUAAAAAGUGUGACCAGUGACUAAACAAUCAUUAACAGAGCAGUCACAGAAAAAUAUUUUUAAAAGCACUUUAAGGCAGGAUAUAUAAAAAUACAAGGCAUGUUUUCACUAGGUUAGACUCGGGGGGAAAAAAGGGUGCUAUUCUAAAAAAAAAUGUAGCAACUGAUACGUAAUUUUAACUGUUUAAACUGCAGACCAUUUAGCACAGUAUGAUCUGAGAUUAAAGCUACAUAAACCAGCACAUUUCUUUUUAUGAACCAUUCAUUUACAAUACUUCAGUUAAACUUAAAUGUGCUUAACUUUUUCACACACUUAGCUAUAUAACAGUUUGUGUUACUUUUGUACACAUUUCUUAUAGAAUUUGUUAUUUUAAGGUAUUACAAGUGAACACAAUGUAAUGCUGCAAUAGCAGGACACUAUUCAUUGUUAAGAAUACUAUAUUCAAUAAACAGUAAACAAUU